Messenger RNA from Chondrus crispus (carragheen), 711 nucleotides. RefSeq lists its product as hypothetical. The transcript has a single exon. Bases 1 to 711 code for a protein of 236 amino acids. The record is from RefSeq and is a predicted model, not a curated record. Lineage: Eukaryota; Rhodophyta; Florideophyceae; Gigartinales; Gigartinaceae.
AUGGCCUUAUUCAGCGACUCCUCCUGCGCCUUUGCCUGUACCGUAACCUGCUCCAACGCGGCAUCAUGCUCGGCCCUGAGGCGCAUGGCCUGGUUCUCCAGCGCGGCGGCCUGGCCCUUGCGUAGGGACUCGAGCUGUGCACGGGCGGCCUCGAGCGCGGUGGACGAGGAGUUUUUCGAGCGGGCGUCAGCCUCGACCUGGCGCAGCCUUCUCUCGGCGGCUUCCAUGGCGUCCUGCGCGGCCUUCUCGCUGGUCUCUAGCUGGCGUUGUUUGCUGCUCGCGGCCUGCAGCUUGGCCUCCGUGGCGGAGGCGUUGACCUUGAGCUCUUCGAGCUCGGCGUCGCGUUCCUUGAUGGUGGUCUUCAGCGUGCGCACGACCUUCUCCUUGUCCGCGAUCUUGAUGGACAGCUUCUCGCCCUCGUUCAGGAUGGCCGUGAUCUGCUUGUCCUUCUCCUUGACGAGCUCCGCAUCGCCCGCGCGCGAGUCGCGCACGCGGCGCAAUGAGUCGCGGUCGCGCGUGAGCGCGUACACCUUACGCUCACUGGUGACGACGCGCGACAGGGCAUCUUUGAGUUGGGCGCGCAACUCGGCGACAUCGACGUCGGCAUCGCUUGCAGCUUGCGGGCUGGGCACGGGACGUUUGAGGUCCCCUUCAGACUUGGCGUCCGGGCUGCCUUUCUGUUCGUCAGCGGGGUGCUGGUGGUCAUCGUGA